Molecule: messenger RNA, 1738 nt
Organism: Juglans microcarpa x Juglans regia
Lineage: Eukaryota; Viridiplantae; Streptophyta; Magnoliopsida; Fagales; Juglandaceae
Product: alpha-amylase-like
Exons: 6
Coding region: 356-1588 (410 amino acids)
Biological process (GO): carbohydrate metabolic process
Molecular function (GO): calcium ion binding; alpha-amylase activity
Source: RefSeq, a predicted model, not a curated record
AGUGAGACUUUUGAACAAAAUUGCUUGCACUAUAUUCAAACAUUCUGUGUCGGUUUGGUCUUUGCCCUCCAUUUUGCUCAAUCGGUAUACCUCUGUUGCAAAAGCCUCUCGAUUAAUUGUUUUCAAUGCUAGCGGUGAUUUCUAAUCUAAGCCGAGGUCGUGAGAAUCAGACGUGCUCGGGCACGAAAUCAUUUGUCUGCUCGAAUUAAAAAUUGAUAGUUUUUCUUGUCUGGUUCUUCCUCUUAGUUAAGAGUACUCCUCACGGCCUCUGCGGGUCAUAUUGCAAUACGCGUGUAAUUUCAGCACCCGGUGGAAUUCCAAACCAGACAGAAGCCUCCAACUCCAACGAAACAAUAUGAAUCUUAAAACUUUCCUCUGCCUCCUCAGCCUCUUUAUCUCUCUAUGUCACUCCUUUGCAGCCCCGACCUUGCUAUUUCAGGGGUUCAAUUGGGAAUCUAGUAAUAAAGGAGGAUGGUACAAUUCACUAAAGAACUUUGUUCCUGAUUUAGCUAAUGCUGGAAUCACUCAUGUCUGGCUUCCUCCUCCCUCUCAAUCUGCUGCUCCCCAGGGUCUAGGAUACUUGCCGGGGAGGCUAUAUGAUCUUGAUGCCUCAAAAUAUGGAUCUAAGGAUGAACUGAAAGUACUGAUUGCGGCUCUACAUGAGAAGGGAAUUAAAGUCGUUGCUGACAUAGUGAUAAAUCAUAGAACUGCUGAGAAGCAAGAUGGCAGAGGAAUUUGGUGCAUCUUUGAAGGUGGGACUCCAGAUGCACGUCUUGACUGGGGUCCAUCCUUCAUUUGCAAGGAUGACACAGCUUAUUCGGAUGGUACUGGGAAUCCCGACAGUGGAGAGGGCUAUGACCCUGCACCUGACAUUGAUCAUCUUAAUCCACAGGUACAAAAAGAGUUGUCAGAAUGGAUGAAUUGGCUCAAGACUGAGAUUGGAUAUGAUGGGUGGCGAUUUGAUUUUGUGAAGGGCUAUGCCCCUAGUAUUAUAAAAUAUUAUGUGGAACAAACCAAGCCAGAUUUUGCAGUAGGGGAAAACUGGAAUUUUAAUCGUGGUGUUCUAGCUGAAUGGGUUGGGUCUGCGGGUGGGGCUGUCACUGCAUUUGAUUUCGCAACCAAAGGGAUUCUGCAAGCAGCUGUGAAAGGGGAGUUAUGGAAGUUAAAGGACUCCAACGGAAAGCCACCAGGAUUGAUUGGAAUAAAGCCAGAAAGUGCUGUGACAUUUAUUGACAACCAUGACACAGGGUCUACUCAAAAUAUUUCGCCAUUCCCCUCUGAUAAAGUCAUGCAGGGAUAUGCUUACAUUCUAACUCAUCCUGGCAUCCCAACCAUUUUCUAUGAUCAUUUCUUUGAUUGGGGUUUAAAGGAGGAAAUAAGCAAAUUGACUGCAGUUAGGUCGAGGAAUGGGAUCAAUACCAGAAGCAUUGUGAGCAUACUAGCAUCUGAUGGUGAUUUAUAUGUAGCUAGGAUUGAUGACAAGAUCAUCAUGAAGAUUGGACCAAAGAUGAAUCUUGGAAACCUCAUUCCCUCAAACUUUCAGGUUUCUACCUCUGGCAAAGAUUACGCUGUGUGGGAGAAAAAGUGAAGAAUAGAAAUGAUUUUGUGCUGAAUCAAUGUCAUAAUACCCUGUUACUAAUACUUUAAUGUAGAAUAAAGAGCUGCUCAAUUAAGCCCUUAAGGGGUGACCAACAUCAGCCACCCCCGUAGAAUUGUUGCAAAUUCAAUGAAUAUUGUU